CUGUAGCCCCUUUGUGAUUUAAAAUGAAUUGUUUACAUUGUGAAAUUUCUAACGAACUUGAGAUAUAAAUGUAUCUCUAAAAUUUGCAGAAAUACGCAUUUCAUUCUGCUUGAUAAAAAAAAAUUUUGUGAAAAGUGUAUAUAUUGAGAAAUUGAACUAACAUCCGUUCGCUUAAAACAUCUAAACAAGAAAGCAGAUAUGAAAGAAGGUCACAACGCAUCUAACAUAACAAAUGAUGAUUAUAUUCAUGAAAAUGGAGAGGCUGCUAAUACAGUGGAAUCUCCAGCAAAGCAGAAAUUACGUGGAUGGCUAAAUCGAAACUUAAGAAUAAAAAUGACAGAUGGCCGUGUUCUGAUAGGUGCAUUCUUAUGUACUGACCGUGAUGCCAAUGUGAUUUUAGGAUCAUGUUCAGAAUUUUUGUCCGAGGAUCAUACAGAAGCAAGAACUCUAGGUUUAGUAAUGAUACCCGGUAGACAUAUUGUAACCAUACAUCUUGAUGCUUGAGCAAUUAUGUUUGCUUCAUUUGAAAUUAACUAUACAGAAUUUAUUGUCCUUCAUUUUUUUUAAAUUAUAUAGAUUCUUAUUACAUCUGUAUUUCUAGAAAUAUAUAUUCCAUGAUGCAAUUAAGCUUAAAACAAUUAAUGAUAUGUGCAUGUAAUUUAUUUUCAACAUGUUCCUACUUACUGUACAAAAACUUAAACAUAAUUUUUAAACUGUAAACCAAAAAUCAAAUUAAGUAGGCUCAUUUGAUUUUUCGUCUGCAGAUUCGUUACUUGUUACUUUAUUGGCUGUAAGAGAAUAUAAUAAAAUUAAAAGGAAUCAGUUUGUUUAA
Messenger RNA from Frieseomelitta varia, 832 nucleotides. RefSeq names its product N-alpha-acetyltransferase 38-B, NatC auxiliary subunit (gene Sbat). The record is from RefSeq and is a predicted model, not a curated record. Lineage: Eukaryota; Metazoa; Arthropoda; Insecta; Hymenoptera; Apidae. Gene Ontology annotation, cellular component: NatC complex. The transcript is spliced from 2 exons. The coding region runs from base 199 to 504 and encodes 101 amino acids. Gene Ontology annotation, molecular function: RNA binding.